AUGAACCCAGAGUCAACUCAGGGGCAUGAGCGAAUGGAUGGAAGCAUGGGGACACAGGGGCAUGAGCGAAUGGAUGGAAGCAUGGGGACACAGGGGCAUGAGCGAAUGGAUGGAAGCAUGGGGACACAGGGGCAUGAGCGAAUGGAUGGAAGCAUGGGGACACAGGGGCAUGAGCGAAUGGAUGGAAGCAUGGGGACACAGGGGCAUGAGCGAAUGGAUGGAAGCAUGGGGACACAGGGGCAUGAGCGAAUGGAUGGAAGCAUGGGGACACAGGGGCAUGAGCGAAUGGAUGGAAGCAUGGGGACACAGGGGCAUGAGCGAAUGGAUGGAAGCAUGGGGACACAGGGGCAUGAGCGAAUGGAUGGAAGCAUGGGGACACAGGGGCAUGAGCGAAUGGAUGGAAGCAUGGGGACACAGGGGCAUGAGCGAAUGGAUGGAAGCAUGGGGACACAGGGGCAUGAGCGAAUGGAUGGAAGCAUGGGGACACAGGGGCAUGAGCGAAUGGAUGGAAGCAUGGGGACACAGGGGCAUGAGCGAAUGGAUGGAAGCAUGGGGACACAGGGGCAUGAGCGAAUGGAUGGAAGCAUGGGGACACAGGGGCAUGAGCGAAUGGAUGGAAGCAUGGGGACACAGGGGCAUGAGCGAAUGGAUGGAAGCAUGGGGACACAGGGGCAUGAGCGAAUGGAUGGAAGCAUGGGGACACAGGGGCAUGAGCGAAUGGAUGGAAGCAUGGGGACACAGGGGCAUGAGCGAAUGGAUGGAAGCAUGGGGACACAGGGGCAUGAGCGAAUGGAUGGAAGCAUGGGGACACAGGGGCAUGAGCGAAUGGAUGGAAGCAUGGGGACACAGGGGCAUGAGCGAAUGGAUGGAAGCAUGGGGACACAGGGGCAUGAGCGAAUGGAUGGAAGCAUGGGGACACAGGGGCAUGAGCGAAUGGAUGGAAGCAUGGGGACACAGGGGCAUGAGCGAAUGGAUGGAAGCAUGGGGACACAGGGGCAUGAGCGAAUGGAUGGAAGCAUGGGGACACAGGGGCAUGAGCGAAUGGAUGGAAGCAUGGGGACACAGGGGCAUGAGCGAAUGGAUGGAAGCAUGGGGACACAGGGGCAUGAGCGAAUGGAUGGAAGCAUGGGGACACAGGGGCAUGAGCGAAUGGAUGGAAGCAUGGGGACACAGGGGCAUGAGCGAAUGGAUGGAAGCAUGGGGACACAGGGGCAUGAGCGAAUGGAUGGAAGCAUGGGGACACAGGGGCAUGAGCGAAUGGAUGGAAGCAUGGGGACACAGGGGCAUGAGCGAAUGGAUGGAAGCAUGGGGACACAGGGGCAUGAGCGAAUGGAUGGAAGCAUGGGGACACAGGGGCAUGAGCGAAUGGAUGGAAGCAUGGGGACACAGGGGCAUGAGCGAAUGGAUGGAAGCAUGGGGACACAGGGGCAUGAGCGAAUGGAUGGAAGCAUGGGGACACAGGGGCAUGAGCGAAUGGAUGGAAGCAUGGGGACACAGGGGCAUGAGCGAAUGGAUGGAAGCAUGGGGACACAGGGGCAUGAGCGAAUGGAUGGAAGCAUGGGGACACAGGGGCAUGAGCGAAUGGAUGGAAGCAUGGGGACACAGGGGCAUGAGCGAAUGGAUGGAAGCAUGGGGACACAGGGGCAUGAGCGAAUGGAUGGAAGCAUGGGGACACAGGGGCAUGAGCGAAUGGAUGGAAGCAUGGGGACACAGGGGCAUGAGCGAAUGGAUGGAAGCAUGGGGACACAGGGGCAUGAGCGAAUGGAUGGAAGCAUGGGGACACAGGGGCAUGAGCGAAUGGAUGGAAGCAUGGGGACACAGGGGCAUGAGCGAAUGGAUGGAAGCAUGGGGACACAGGGGCAUGAGCGAAUGGAUGGAAGCAUGGGGACACAGGGGCAUGAGCGAAUGGAUGGAAGCAUGGGGACACAGGGGCAUGAGCGAAUGGAUGGAAGCAUGGGGACACAGGGGCAUGAGCGAAUGGAUGGAAGCAUGGGGACACAGGGGCAUGAGCGAAUGGAUGGAAGCAUGGGGACACAGGGGCAUGAGCGAAUGGAUGGAAGCAUGGGGACACAGGGGCAUGAGCGAAUGGAUGGAAGCAUGGGGACACAGGGGCAUGAGCGAAUGGAUGGAAGCAUGGGGACACAGGGGCAUGAGCGAAUGGAUGGAAGCAUGGGGACACAGGGGCAUGAGCGAAUGGAUGGAAGCAUGGGGACACAGGGGCAUGAGCGAAUGGAUGGAAGCAUGGGGACACAGGGGCAUGAGCGAAUGGAUGGAAGCAUGGGGACACAGGGGCAUGAGCGAAUGGAUGGAAGCAUGGGGACACAGGGGCAUGAGCGAAUGGAUGGAAGCAUGGGGACACAGGGGCAUGAGCGAAUGGAUGGAAGCAUGGGGACACAGGGGCAUGAGCGAAUGGAUGGAAGCAUGGGGACACAGGGGCAUGAGCGAAUGGAUGGAAGCAUGGGGACACAGGGGCAUGAGCGAAUGGAUGGAAGCAUGGGGACACAGGGGCAUGAGCGAAUGGAUGGAAGCAUGGGGACACAGGGGCAUGAGCGAAUGGAUGGAAGCAUGGGGACACAGGGGCAUGAGCGAAUGGAUGGAAGCAUGGGGACACAGGGGCAUGAGCGAAUGGAUGGAAGCAUGGGGACACAGGGGCAUGAGCGAAUGGAUGGAAGCAUGGGGACACAGGGGCAUGAGCGAAUGGAUGGAAGCAUGGGGACACAGGGGCAUGAGCGAAUGGAUGGAAGCAUGGGGACACAGGGGCAUGAGCGAAUGGAUGGAAGCAUGGGGACACAGGGGCAUGAGCGAAUGGAUGGAAGCAUGGGGACACAGGGGCAUGAGCGAAUGGAUGGAAGCAUGGGGACACAGGGGCAUGAGCGAAUGGAUGGAAGCAUGGGGACACAGGGGCAUGAGCGAAUGGAUGGAAGCAUGGGGACACAGGGGCAUGAGCGAAUGGAUGGAAGCAUGGGGACACAGGGGCAUGAGCGAAUGGAUGGAAGCAUGGGGACACAGGGGCAUGAGCGAAUGGAUGGAAGCAUGGGGACACAGGGGCAUGAGCGAAUGGAUGGAAGCAUGGGGACACAGGGGCAUGAGCGAAUGGAUGGAAGCAUGGGGACACAGGGGCAUGAGCGAAUGGAUGGAAGCAUGGGGACACAGGGGCAUGAGCGAAUGGAUGGAAGCAUGGGGACACAGGGGCAUGAGCGAAUGGAUGGAAGCAUGGGGACACAGGGGCAUGAGCGAAUGGAUGGAAGCAUGGGGACACAGGGGCAUGAGCGAAUGGAUGGAAGCAUGGGGACACAGGGGCAUGAGCGAAUGGAUGGAAGCAUGGGGACACAGGGGCAUGAGCGAAUGGAUGGAAGCAUGGGGACACAGGGGCAUGAGCGAAUGGAUGGAAGCAUGGGGACACAGGGGCAUGAGCGAAUGGAUGGAAGCAUGGGGACACAGGGGCAUGAGCGAAUGGAUGGAAGCAUGGGGACACAGGGGCAUGAGCGAAUGGAUGGAAGCAUGGGGACACAGGGGCAUGAGCGAAUGGAUGGAAGCAUGGGGACACAGGGGCAUGAGCGAAUGGAUGGAAGCAUGGGGACACAGGGGCAUGAGCGAAUGGAUGGAAGCAUGGGGACACAGGGGCAUGAGCGAAUGGAUGGAAGCAUGGGGACACAGGGGCAUGAGCGAAUGGAUGGAAGCAUGGGGACACAGGGGCAUGAGCGAAUGGAUGGAAGCAUGGGGACACAGGGGCAUGAGCGAAUGGAUGGAAGCAUGGGGACACAGGGGCAUGAGCGAAUGGAUGGAAGCAUGGGGACACAGGGGCAUGAGCGAAUGGAUGGAAGCAUGGGGACACAGGGGCAUGAGCGAAUGGAUGGAAGCAUGGGGACACAGGGGCAUGAGCGAAUGGAUGGAAGCAUGGGGACACAGGGGCAUGAGCGAAUGGAUGGAAGCAUGGGGACACAGGGGCAUGAGCGAAUGGAUGGAAGCAUGGGGACACAGGGGCAUGAGCGAAUGGAUGGAAGCAUGGGGACACAGGGGCAUGAGCGAAUGGAUGGAAGCAUGGGGACACAGGGGCAUGAGCGAAUGGAUGGAAGCAUGGGGACACAGGGGCAUGAGCGAAUGGAUGGAAGCAUGGGGACACAGGGGCAUGAGCGAAUGGAUGGAAGCAUGGGGACACAGGGGCAUGAGCGAAUGGAUGGAAGCAUGGGGACACAGGGGCAUGAGCGAAUGGAUGGAAGCAUGGGGACACAGGGGCAUGAGCGAAUGGAUGGAAGCAUGGGGACACAGGGGCAUGAGCGAAUGGAUGGAAGCAUGGGGACACAGGGGCAUGAGCGAAUGGAUGGAAGCAUGGGGACACAGGGGCAUGAGCGAAUGGAUGGAAGCAUGGGGACACAGGGGCAUGAGCGAAUGGAUGGAAGCAUGGGGACACAGGGGCAUGAGCGAAUGGAUGGAAGCAUGGGGACACAGGGGCAUGAGCGAAUGGAUGGAAGCAUGGGGACACAGGGGCAUGAGCGAAUGGAUGGAAGCAUGGGGACACAGGGGCAUGAGCGAAUGGAUGGAAGCAUGGGGACACAGGGGCAUGAGCGAAUGGAUGGAAGCAUGGGGACACAGGGGCAUGAGCGAAUGGAUGGAAGCAUGGGGACACAGGGGCAUGAGCGAAUGGAUGGAAGCAUGGGGACACAGGGGCAUGAGCGAAUGGAUGGAAGCAUGGGGACACAGGGGCAUGAGCGAAUGGAUGGAAGCAUGGGGACACAGGGGCAUGAGCGAAUGGAUGGAAGCAUGGGGACACAGGGGCAUGAGCGAAUGGAUGGAAGCAUGGGGACACAGGGGCAUGAGCGAAUGGAUGGAAGCAUGGGGACACAGGGGCAUGAGCGAAUGGAUGGAAGCAUGGGGACACAGGGGCAUGAGCGAAUGGAUGGAAGCAUGGGGACACAGGGGCAUGAGCGAAUGGAUGGAAGCAUGGGGACACAGGGGCAUGAGCGAAUGGAUGGAAGCAUGGGGACACAGGGGCAUGAGCGAAUGGAUGGAAGCAUGGGGACACAGGGGCAUGAGCGAAUGGAUGGAAGCAUGGGGACACAGGGGCAUGAGCGAAUGGAUGGAAGCAUGGGGACACAGGGGCAUGAGCGAAUGGAUGGAAGCAUGGGGACACAGGGGCAUGAGCGAAUGGAUGGAAGCAUGGGGACACAGGGGCAUGAGCGAAUGGAUGGAAGCAUGGGGACACAGGGGCAUGAGCGAAUGGAUGGAAGCAUGGGGACACAGGGGCAUGAGCGAAUGGAUGGAAGCAUGGGGACACAGGGGCAUGAGCGAAUGGAUGGAAGCAUGGGGACACAGGGGCAUGAGCGAAUGGAUGGAAGCAUGGGGACACAGGGGCAUGAGCGAAUGGAUGGAAGCAUGGGGACACAGGGGCAUGAGCGAAUGGAUGGAAGCAUGGGGACACAGGGGCAUGAGCGAAUGGAUGGAAGCAUGGGGACACAGGGGCAUGAGCGAAUGGAUGGAAGCAUGGGGACACAGGGGCAUGAGCGAAUGGAUGGAAGCAUGGGGACACAGGGGCAUGAGCGAAUGGAUGGAAGCAUGGGGACACAGGGGCAUGAGCGAAUGGAUGGAAGCAUGGGGACACAGGGGCAUGAGCGAAUGGAUGGAAGCAUGGGGACACAGGGGCAUGAGCGAAUGGAUGGAAGCAUGGGGACACAGGGGCAUGAGCGAAUGGAUGGAAGCAUGGGGACACAGGGGCAUGAGCGAAUGGAUGGAAGCAUGGGGACACAGGGGCAUGAGCGAAUGGAUGGAAGCAUGGGGACACAGGGGCAUGAGCGAAUGGAUGGAAGCAUGGGGACACAGGGGCAUGAGCGAAUGGAUGGAAGCAUGGGGACACAGGGGCAUGAGCGAAUGGAUGGAAGCAUGGGGACACAGGGGCAUGAGCGAAUGGAUGGAAGCAUGGGGACACAGGGGCAUGAGCGAAUGGAUGGAAGCAUGGGGACACAGGGGCAUGAGCGAAUGGAUGGAAGCAUGGGGACACAGGGGCAUGAGCGAAUGGAUGGAAGCAUGGGGACACAGGGGCAUGAGCGAAUGGAUGGAAGCAUGGGGACACAGGGGCAUGAGCGAAUGGAUGGAAGCAUGGGGACACAGGGGCAUGAGCGAAUGGAUGGAAGCAUGGGGACACAGGGGCAUGAGCGAAUGGAUGGAAGCAUGGGGACACAGGGGCAUGAGCGAAUGGAUGGAAGCAUGGGGACACAGGGGCAUGAGCGAAUGGAUGGAAGCAUGGGGACACAGGGGCAUGAGCGAAUGGAUGGAAGCAUGGGGACACAGGGGCAUGAGCGAAUGGAUGGAAGCAUGGGGACACAGGGGCAUGAGCGAAUGGAUGGAAGCAUGGGGACACAGGGGCAUGAGCGAAUGGAUGGAAGCAUGGGGACACAGGGGCAUGAGCGAAUGGAUGGAAGCAUGGGGACACAGGGGCAUGAGCGAAUGGAUGGAAGCAUGGGGACACAGGGGCAUGAGCGAAUGGAUGGAAGCAUGGGGACACAGGGGCAUGAGCGAAUGGAUGGAAGCAUGGGGACACAGGGGCAUGAGCGAAUGGAUGGAAGCAUGGGGACACAGGGGCAUGAGCGAAUGGAUGGAAGCAUGGGGACACAGGGGCAUGAGCGAAUGGAUGGAAGCAUGGGGACACAGGGGCAUGAGCGAAUGGAUGGAAGCAUGGGGACACAGGGGCAUGAGCGAAUGGAUGGAAGCAUGGGGACACAGGGGCAUGAGCGAAUGGAUGGAAGCAUGGGGACACAGGGGCAUGAGCGAAUGGAUGGAAGCAUGGGGACACAGGGGCAUGAGCGAAUGGAUGGAAGCAUGGGGACACAGGGGCAUGAGCGAAUGGAUGGAAGCAUGGGGACACAGGGGCAUGAGCGAAUGGAUGGAAGCAUGGGGACACAGGGGCAUGAGCGAAUGGAUGGAAGCAUGGGGACACAGGGGCAUGAGCGAAUGGAUGGAAGCAUGGGGACACAGGGGCAUGAGCGAAUGGAUGGAAGCAUGGGGACACAGGGGCAUGAGCGAAUGGAUGGAAGCAUGGGGACACAGGGGCAUGAGCGAAUGGAUGGAAGCAUGGGGACACAGGGGCAUGAGCGAAUGGAUGGAAGCAUGGGGACACAGGGGCAUGAGCGAAUGGAUGGAAGCAUGGGGACACAGGGGCAUGAGCGAAUGGAUGGAAGCAUGGGGACACAGGGGCAUGAGCGAAUGGAUGGAAGCAUGGGGACACAGGGGCAUGAGCGAAUGGAUGGAAGCAUGGGGACACAGGGGCAUGAGCGAAUGGAUGGAAGCAUGGGGACACAGGGGCAUGAGCGAAUGGAUGGAAGCAUGGGGACACAGGGGCAUGAGCGAAUGGAUGGAAGCAUGGGGACACAGGGGCAUGAGCGAAUGGAUGGAAGCAUGGGGACACAGGGGCAUGAGCGAAUGGAUGGAAGCAUGGGGACACAGGGGCAUGAGCGAAUGGAUGGAAGCAUGGGGACACAGGGGCAUGAGCGAAUGGAUGGAAGCAUGGGGACACAGGGGCAUGAGCGAAUGGAUGGAAGCAUGGGGACACAGGGGCAUGAGCGAAUGGAUGGAAGCAUGGGGACACAGGGGCAUGAGCGAAUGGAUGGAAGCAUGGGGACACAGGGGCAUGAGCGAAUGGAUGGAAGCAUGGGGACACAGGGGCAUGAGCGAAUGGAUGGAAGCAUGGGGACACAGGGGCAUGAGCGAAUGGAUGGAAGCAUGGGGACACAGGGGCAUGAGCGAAUGGAUGGAAGCAUGGGGACACAGGGGCAUGAGCGAAUGGAUGGAAGCAUGGGGACACAGGGGCAUGAGCGAAUGGAUGGAAGCAUGGGGACACAGGGGCAUGAGCGAAUGGAUGGAAGCAUGGGGACACAGGGGCAUGAGCGAAUGGAUGGAAGCAUGGGGACACAGGGGCAUGAGCGAAUGGAUGGAAGCAUGGGGACACAGGGGCAUGAGCGAAUGGAUGGAAGCAUGGGGACACAGGGGCAUGAGCGAAUGGAUGGAAGCAUGGGGACACAGGGGCAUGAGCGAAUGGAUGGAAGCAUGGGGACACAGGGGCAUGAGCGAAUGGAUGGAAGCAUGGGGACACAGGGGCAUGAGCGAAUGGAUGGAAGCAUGGGGACACAGGGGCAUGAGCGAAUGGAUGGAAGCAUGGGGACACAGGGGCAUGAGCGAAUGGAUGGAAGCAUGGGGACACAGGGGCAUGAGCGAAUGGAUGGAAGCAUGGGGACACAGGGGCAUGAGCGAAUGGAUGGAAGCAUGGGGACACAGGGGCAUGAGCGAAUGGAUGGAAGCAUGGGGACACAGGGGCAUGAGCGAAUGGAUGGAAGCAUGGGGACACAGGGGCAUGAGCGAAUGGAUGGAAGCAUGGGGACACAGGGGCAUGAGCGAAUGGAUGGAAGCAUGGGGACACAGGGGCAUGAGCGAAUGGAUGGAAGCAUGGGGACACAGGGGCAUGAGCGAAUGGAUGGAAGCAUGGGGACACAGGGGCAUGAGCGAAUGGAUGGAAGCAUGGGGACACAGGGGCAUGAGCGAAUGGAUGGAAGCAUGGGGACACAGGGGCAUGAGCGAAUGGAUGGAAGCAUGGGGACACAGGGGCAUGAGCGAAUGGAUGGAAGCAUGGGGACACAGGGGCAUGAGCGAAUGGAUGGAAGCAUGGGGACACAGGGGCAUGAGCGAAUGGAUGGAAGCAUGGGGACACAGGGGCAUGAGCGAAUGGAUGGAAGCAUGGGGACACAGGGGCAUGAGCGAAUGGAUGGAAGCAUGGGGACACAGGGGCAUGAGCGAAUGGAUGGAAGCAUGGGGACACAGGGGCAUGAGCGAAUGGAUGGAAGCAUGGGGACACAGGGGCAUGAGCGAAUGGAUGGAAGCAUGGGGACACAGGGGCAUGAGCGAAUGGAUGGAAGCAUGGGGACACAGGGGCAUGAGCGAAUGGAUGGAAGCAUGGGGACACAGGGGCAUGAGCGAAUGGAUGGAAGCAUGGGGACACAGGGGCAUGAGCGAAUGGAUGGAAGCAUGGGGACACAGGGGCAUGAGCGAAUGGAUGGAAGCAUGGGGACACAGGGGCAUGAGCGAAUGGAUGGAAGCAUGGGACACAGGGGCAUGAGCGAAUGGAUGGAAGCAUGGGGACACAGGGGCAUGAGCGAAUGGAUGGAAGCAUGGGGACACAGGGGCAUGAGCGAAUGGAUGGAAGCAUGGGGACACAGGGGCAUGAGCGAAUGGAUGGAAGCAUGGGGACACAGGGGCAUGAGCGAAUGGAUGGAAGCAUGGGGACACAGGGGCAUGAGCGAAUGGAUGGAAGCAUGGGGACACAGGGGCAUGAGCGAAUGGAUGGAAGCAUGGGGACACAGGGGCAUGAGCGAAUGGAUGGAAGCAUGGGGACACAGGGGCAUGAGCGAAUGGAUGGAAGCAUGGGGACACAGGGGCAUGAGCGAAUGGAUGGAAGCAUGGGGACACAGGGGCAUGAGCGAAUGGAUGGAAGCAUGGGGACACAGGGGCAUGAGCGAAUGGAUGGAAGCAUGGGGACACAGGGGCAUGAGCGAAUGGAUGGAAGCAUGGGGACACAGGGGCAUGAGCGAAUGGAUGGAAGCAUGGGGACACAGGGGCAUGAGCGAAUGGAUGGAAGCAUGGGGACACAGGGGCAUGAGCGAAUGGAUGGAAGCAUGGGGACACAGGGGCAUGAGCGAAUGGAUGGAAGCAUGGGGACACAGGGGCAUGAGCGAAUGGAUGGAAGCAUGGGGACACAGGGGCAUGAGCGAAUGGAUGGAAGCAUGGGGACACAGGGGCAUGAGCGAAUGGAUGGAAGCAUGGGGACACAGGGGCAUGAGCGAAUGGAUGGAAGCAUGGGGACACAGGGGCAUGAGCGAAUGGAUGGAAGCAUGGGGACACAGGGGCAUGAGCGAAUGGAUGGAAGCAUGGGGACACAGGGGCAUGAGCGAAUGGAUGGAAGCAUGGGGACACAGGGGCAUGAGCGAAUGGAUGGAAGCAUGGGGACACAGGGGCAUGAGCGAAUGGAUGGAAGCAUGGGGACACAGGGGCAUGAGCGAAUGGAUGGAAGCAUGGGGACACAGGGGCAUGAGCGAAUGGAUGGAAGCAUGGGGACACAGGGGCAUGAGCGAAUGGAUGGAAGCAUGGGGACACAGGGGCAUGAGCGAAUGGAUGGAAGCAUGGGGACACAGGGGCAUGAGCGAAUGGAUGGAAGCAUGGGGACACAGGGGCAUGAGCGAAUGGAUGGAAGCAUGGGGACACAGGGGCAUGAGCGAAUGGAUGGAAGCAUGGGGACACAGGGGCAUGAGCGAAUGGAUGGAAGCAUGGGGACACAGGGGCAUGAGCGAAUGGAUGGAAGCAUGGGGACACAGGGGCAUGAGCGAAUGGAUGGAAGCAUGGGGACACAGGGGCAUGAGCGAAUGGAUGGAAGCAUGGGGACACAGGGGCAUGAGCGAAUGGAUGGAAGCAUGGGGACACAGGGGCAUGAGCGAAUGGAUGGAAGCAUGGGGACACAGGGGCAUGAGCGAAUGGAUGGAAGCAUGGGGACACAGGGGCAUGAGCGAAUGGAUGGAAGCAUGGGGACACAGGGGCAUGAGCGAAUGGAUGGAAGCAUGGGGACACAGGGGCAUGAGCGAAUGGAUGGAAGCAUGGGGACACAGGGGCAUGAGCGAAUGGAUGGAAGCAUGGGGACACAGGGGCAUGAGCGAAUGGAUGGAAGCAUGGGGACACAGGGGCAUGAGCGAAUGGAUGGAAGCAUGGGGACACAGGGGCAUGAGCGAAUGGAUGGAAGCAUGGGGACACAGGGGCAUGAGCGAAUGGAUGGAAGCAUGGGGACACAGGGGCAUGAGCGAAUGGAUGGAAGCAUGGGGACACAGGGGCAUGAGCGAAUGGAUGGAAGCAUGGGGACACAGGGGCAUGAGCGAAUGGAUGGAAGCAUGGGGACACAGGGGCAUGAGCGAAUGGAUGGAAGCAUGGGGACACAGGGGCAUGAGCGAAUGGAUGGAAGCAUGGGGACACAGGGGCAUGAGCGAAUGGAUGGAAGCAUGGGGACACAGGGGCAUGAGCGAAUGGAUGGAAGCAUGGGGACACAGGGGCAUGAGCGAAUGGAUGGAAGCAUGGGGACACAGGGGCAUGAGCGAAUGGAUGGAAGCAUGGGGACACAGGGGCAUGAGCGAAUGGAUGGAAGCAUGGGGACACAGGGGCAUGAGCGAAUGGAUGGAAGCAUGGGGACACAGGGGCAUGAGCGAAUGGAUGGAAGCAUGGGGACACAGGGGCAUGAGCGAAUGGAUGGAAGCAUGGGGACACAGGGGCAUGAGCGAAUGGAUGGAAGCAUGGGGACACAGGGGCAUGAGCGAAUGGAUGGAAGCAUGGGGACACAGGGGCAUGAGCGAAUGGAUGGAAGCAUGGGGACACAGGGGCAUGAGCGAAUGGAUGGAAGCAUGGGGACACAGGGGCAUGAGCGAAUGGAUGGAAGCAUGGGGACACAGGGGCAUGAGCGAAUGGAUGGAAGCAUGGGGACACAGGGGCAUGAGCGAAUGGAUGGAAGCAUGGGGACACAGGGGCAUGAGCGAAUGGAUGGAAGCAUGGGGACACAGGGGCAUGAGCGAAUGGAUGGGAAGCAUGGGGACACAGGGGCAUGAGCGAAUGGAUGGAAGCAUGGGGACACAGGGGCAUGAGCGAAUGGAUGGAAGCAUGGGGACACAGGGGCAUGAGCGAAUGGAUGGAAGCAUGGGGACACAGGGGCAUGAGCGAAUGGAUGGAAGCAUGGGGACACAGGGGCAUGAGCGAAUGGAUGGAAGCAUGGGGACACAGGGGCAUGAGCGAAUGGAUGGAAGCAUGGGGACACAGGGGCAUGAGCGAAUGGAUGGAAGCAUGGGGACACAGGGGCAUGAGCGAAUGGAUGGAAGCAUGGGGACACAGGGGCAUGAGCGAAUGGAUGGAAGCAUGGGGACACAGGGGCAUGAGCGAAUGGAUGGAAGCAUGGGGACACAGGGGCAUGAGCGAAUGGAUGGAAGCAUGGGGACACAGGGGCAUGAGCGAAUGGAUGGAAGCAUGGGGACACAGGGGCAUGAGCGAAUGGAUGGAAGCAUGGGGACACAGGGGCAUGAGCGAAUGGAUGGAAGCAUGGGGACACAGGGGCAUGAGCGAAUGGAUGGAAGCAUGGGGACACAGGGGCAUGAGCGAAUGGAUGGAAGCAUGGGGACACAGGGGCAUGAGCGAAUGGAUGGAAGCAUGGGGACACAGGGGCAUGAGCGAAUGGAUGGAAGCAUGGGGACACAGGGGCAUGAGCGAAUGGAUGGAAGCAUGGGGACACAGGGGCAUGAGCGAAUGGAUGGAAGCAUGGGGACACAGGGGCAUGAGCGAAUGGAUGGAAGCAUGGGGACACAGGGGCAUGAGCGAAUGGAUGGAAGCAUGGGGACACAGGGGCAUGAGCGAAUGGAUGGAAGCAUGGGGACACAGGGGCAUGAGCGAAUGGAUGGAAGCAUGGGGACACAGGGGCAUGAGCGAAUGGAUGGAAGCAUGGGGACACAGGGGCAUGAGCGAAUGGAUGGAAGCAUGGGGACACAGGGGCAUGAGCGAAUGGAUGGAAGCAUGGGGACACAGGGGCAUGAGCGAAUGGAUGGAAGCAUGGGGACACAGGGGCAUGAGCGAAUGGAUGGAAGCAUGGGGACACAGGGGCAUGAGCGAAUGGAUGGAAGCAUGGGGACACAGGGGCAUGAGCGAAUGGAUGGAAGCAUGGGGACACAGGGGCAUGAGCGAAUGGAUGGAAGCAUGGGGACACAGGGGCAUGAGCGAAUGGAUGGAAGCAUGGGGACACAGGGGCAUGAGCGAAUGGAUGGAAGCAUGGGGACACAGGGGCAUGAGCGAAUGGAUGGAAGCAUGGGGACACAGGGGCAUGAGCGAAUGGAUGGAAGCAUGGGGACACAGGGGCAUGAGCGAAUGGAUGGAAGCAUGGGGACACAGGGGCUGAGCGAAUGGAUGAAGCAUGGGGACACAGGGCAUGAGCGAAUGGAUGGAAGCAUGGGGACACAGGGGCAUGAGCGAAUGGAUGGAAGCAUGGGGGACACAGGGGCAUGA
This is a messenger RNA of Closterium sp. Naga37s-1, 13059 nucleotides long. NCBI's taxonomy places the organism in Eukaryota, Viridiplantae, Streptophyta, Zygnematophyceae, Desmidiales, Closteriaceae. The record is from the annotation of a GenBank genome assembly.